GAAUGCUGUUAUAAGCUUUAUGUGUCUCUAAAACGCUUCUAGUUAAGUGCAGGAGUGGCAGCCAUGACGAGGUUCCCCGUGUUAGCUUUCCUUCUGUUGGCCGGUGCUGCCAUAGUCAGCGGAGCAAAAAAAUCGAACAACCGAGCUGCUCAGCAAGCAGAACUUUCAGACCAAUGUCCCGAACCUGACGGCUUUUUCCCUGACGCGGAACAAUGUGACAAGUACUACCAGUGCUCAGACGGCCAAAUAACGGAAAAACUAUGCCCUGAUGGUCAGGUAUUCAACGACUACAGCACCGAAUACGAAAAAUGCGAUCUGCCCUUCAAUAUCGACUGCUCAGCGAGACCUAAAUUGCAGGAACCCCAACCCAGCGAGCACUGCCCCAGGAAGCACGGUUACUUCUCUCACGAAGAAAGAAACGUCUGCGAUAAAUUCUACUUCUGCGUGGACGGGAAAUUCAACAUGAUAACGUGCCCGGAUGGUCUGGUCUAUAAUGUGAACGCUGGUAUCUGCUCCUGGCCAGAUGAAGCCAAGCGUGGGGGAUGCACAUCAGAAGAGGUGUUCCAGUUCUCUUGCCCUAAGGUCGACGAGAGCGCGGCCGCGACUCACCCUCGUUACGCCGACCCGGAGGACUGCCAGUUCUUCUACGUUUGCAUCAACGGAGACACACCCAGAAGGAACGGUUGCAAGCUCGGCCAGGUCUUCGACGAUCAGAGCAAGAAGUGUGACUGGGCGAGGAACGUCCCUGAAUGCGCCGACUGGUACAAAGGCCGUCUUACCGAACAACAGCUUGCCGAAUUGGAAAACCCUCCUACUCCUAGACCCAGAGCUACCAAAGUAAGUAAAAGGAAACACCAGAGGCCAAGAGUAGAAGAGUAAUAUAAAUUUAUUUAGAUUUAAUGUAAUUCUUUUUUUUAUUGUUACUUAUUUUUUAAUAAACAAUUGAAAAUAGAAGCCAAAACUUUCUUUAGAAAAGAAGCAAUAAAAUCUGACUA
Messenger RNA from Anoplophora glabripennis (Asian longhorned beetle), 995 nucleotides. It is a transcript of the gene obst-B, whose product is annotated as protein obstructor-E. Lineage: Eukaryota; Metazoa; Arthropoda; Insecta; Coleoptera; Cerambycidae. Bases 64 to 879 code for a protein of 271 amino acids. The record is from RefSeq and is a predicted model, not a curated record. Gene Ontology annotation, molecular function: chitin binding. The transcript is spliced from 5 exons. Gene Ontology annotation, cellular component: extracellular region.